Messenger RNA from Salvelinus namaycush (lake trout), 3564 nucleotides. Its product is annotated as SRC kinase signaling inhibitor 1-like. The record is from RefSeq and is a predicted model, not a curated record. Gene Ontology annotation, biological process: regulation of dendritic spine morphogenesis. Gene Ontology annotation, cellular component: actin cytoskeleton; postsynaptic density; cytoplasm. The transcript has 19 exons. Bases 1 to 3564 code for a protein of 1187 amino acids. NCBI's taxonomy places the organism in Eukaryota, Metazoa, Chordata, Actinopteri, Salmoniformes, Salmonidae.
AUGAUCUCCACUGGGGAUGCAGAGUUCCCGUGUGAGUACCACACCCUGGGCCACGGCGGCACGCGCCGUUUCCCUCACCACAACAACAACAACGGCGGGCUGGCGCCAACCUCUGGGAGCCGCCAACGCCACAACGCCAUCGCUGCCAAGAGUCUGGAGGCCCUUACGAACCUUCACAAGGCUGACAUAAAGCGCCAGCACGAAGCCUUUAUGGACCUCCAGAAAAAUCAGAAGUACCCGGCCAGCCCCUGUAUGUCUCAGGGCCAGAGAUCACCUAACUUUGGCCGCCAACAGCAGCAACAGCCAAACUACUGGAGUUUCAAGGCCCGUACCCCCCGUGUGAUCCGACGCAACCCCGACCAGCCGGCUCUAGCCGACCAGGCCAGCAGGGUGUCCUUUGCCUCGGCUGAGAGUCUGGAAACCAUGUCUGAGGCCGACGUUCCCCUCGGGUUCAACCGCAUGAACCGCCUCCGCCAGAGCCUGCCCCUGGCGCGCUCAUCCAGCCAGGCCAAGCUCCAUCCGCCAGGCAUUCUCUUCCUCCAGCUGGGCGAGGAGACGAGGCGGGUGCACCUGACCCACGAGCUGACCAGCCUGGAGACCCUGAGAGCCCUCAUUGUCCACAUGUUUCCCCAGAGGCUCACCAUGGCAAUGCUAAGGUGCCCCAGCACGGCCCUGCUGAUUAAGGACGAGGCCCGUAACGUAUUCUAUGAGCUGGAGGACCCACGAGACGUCCAGGACCGCUGUGUCAUCAAGAUCUACUGUAAGGAGCCUGUCUACGGCACCUACCCCGGACACCACAACCCACAUCUGGCCAACGGAGACCUCCGGAGGGAGAUGGUGUACACGCCCCAGCAGGAUUCUCCGUCCAACCGUCGCCUCAGCAAUGCCCCCGCCUCCUCCUCCGCAUCGACCCCCUCCAGCUCCCCGUCCCGCGUCCGUCUCCUCUACAGUGGCGGUGGCCGUCCAUCCUCCUAUGCCGGGCAACCUCACCUCCAGCAUCACCCCCACACCCACUCCCUCCCUCACCCCCACCACCUCUCCUUCUCCCCCAGUGCCAUCCUGGAGCGGAGGGACGUGAAGCCCGAUGAGGAGGUCCACGGUAGUGGCUCCAGAAGCAUGGUGCUCCUGCGGGGCGAUGGAGGGGGAAUCUAUGCCGACCCCUAUUUCCUAGGCCAGGAAGGGGGUCGGCUUAGUCUGGCUGGCCCCCACUCCCCCCUACCCCCGAGGGGGGAUCCCUAUGGCUCUCUCUACCGGCGAGGAGGAGGUGGUGGUGGAGGGUUGGGACCCGGCUCCGUGCGCUCCCUCACUUCCUACUCGGCGGCGGCUCUGCAGGGAGAGCUGAUGGACAGCGGCAUCCUAUACAGGCCUGGAGGCCCGCUGUAUAAUGAUGCUGCCUACGCCGCAUCCAUGUUGGCCAUGGGUUUCCGGGUGCCACCCCCCUCGUCCCCACAGAAGAUCCCUGACAUGAGGGACUCGUAUUCGGGCACCAUGCCCGGCCGGAGCUCCCCUGGGAGGCAGACCCUGCGGAGGGACUCGGUGUCCUCCUCCGUGUUUGGGGAAAGUGCCAAAGCUAGGGGUCAGGGGUCAGGGUUGGGGUCAGAUCAGCUGUGUCUGAUGGCUGGACCUGGAGGGGAGGGCGGUGGUUUCAGUUCAGCACCAGGUUUAAGUUCACCUCUACCAGGCAACGAGACCGAGACCAGGGGGCGCAUGGAGGUCAUGGAGAAACAGAUAGCCAGUCUGACUGGUCUACUGCAGACUGUUCUGACCAGGGGACCAGAGGCAGAUAGCCCUGUCUGGAUUCAGGACUGGGCUCAAAACUCCCUACUGUUCCUGCUGGAGUCUCUAACGCCAUCGGCUCCGUUGGCCCUGAUGCCGCCACCGCCCACAGGGUCCGCCCAGUCACUGACGGUGUCGCGGCUGCAGAUGCAGAACCACCUGCAUGGCCUGCAGCAGAACACCAGCAAGCUGCGCAUACAGCUGUCUCAGCUGCGCGACAUCCAGUUGGAGAACCAGGACUCGGUGCAGUCCCUGCUGAGGCAGACAGAGUCGGAGCUGAGCCUGAUGAUGCUGGAUGCCAUGCGGACCCAGGAGGACCCUCUGCAGAGGCAGCGUCUCUUAGUGGAGGAGGAAAGACUCAAGUACCUCAACCAGGAAGAGCUGCUCAUCCAGCAGCUGCAUGAUCUGGAGAAGUCAGUGGAGGAACUCCAGAGGAACUCGUCAGUCAACCAUGGCCUGGUGACAGAGCAGGAUGUGGAGCAGAAGAGCAUGGAGCUCAGGUCUUUGGGAGAGACCCUCACAGAGCUCAAGAACCAGUUCCCCAGUCUGCAGAGUAAGAUGCGGGUGGUGUUGAGGGUAGAGGUGGAGGCUGUCAAGUUUCUGAAGGAGGAACCACACAGACUGGACACACUGCUGAAACGCUGUAACACUAUGACCGAUACACUGACCACACUACGAAGAAAAGUGACCGAGGGCCUGUGGAAGGGCCAGGACGACAUCUGCAGCCAGUCAGCCAAGCGAACUGAGGACACAGGAAAGAACUCGGACCUCGACAUCCUGACCAGUCCACCGCUCAGCCUCAAUGACCUGGGUGGCAGUGCCAGCCUUGCCAACUGGAUGCCCAUAUCAAGCAGUGACCCGGACACCUCGGGACCUGAGCAGGAUCCCCACCCUACAGCCAGCUACAGAAGCCGGGUCCUGGAUGAGCUGCCGAGCCGCCGCGGUGCUGACAAAUCAGUGUCCGUGGAGGCUGCAGAGCGGGACUGGGAAGAGAAGCGGGCCAGUCUGACCCAGUUCAGUGCCCAGGACAUCAACCGUCUGCUAGAGGAGACGCAAGCUGAGCUGAUGAAGGCCAUCCCAGACCUGGACUUCGCUGCCAGGCAGAUCAACAAGCCCGUGGUGCCCCCCAAACCCCACCCCAAACCUCAGUUUACCACCCCUGUCACUACCUCUACCAGCGCCUUCACCGCCUCUAGUAUCCUCACUACUACCAGUACUGAGCACCAGCCCAACAAGGUCCAGAUCACUGCCCUGAAGCUGGAAGGGGGAUCACGUCGCGGAUCUGCGGAGAUGACCGUAACCAGGUAUCGCACUGAGAAACCCUCUAAGUCGCCGCCUCCACCCCCUCCUCGCCGCAGCUUCCCAUCAGCCCAUGGGCUCACCACCAAUCGCACUGGAGAAGUGACCGUCACCACCAAGAAGACGCCAACCCUGUUUUGUUUUUCUAAGAAGCUGGAGCCAGAAGACGGAGAGGCCCCGAAGACUCUGGUCAAGCUGAGAAGGACACCGUCUGACACCCCUCGCCCCGCCUCCACUCCCCCCGUCAUCGCCGCCUCAGCGAUUAAAGAUGAAGACCACGACGAGCGGAUUACUGCUGAACUAGAGAUAUUUCAGCGAAGCCCUGUCAAAAAUGCCAGCAACUCACCAGGGGCGUCCAAGGGACCUCAGUCGACUGUAGCGGCCAGACUGAAGCACCUCCAGCAGGGCAGCCUGGAGAGGCCCAAGACCAGGAAGCAGAGAGAGGACUUCCCCAAGAUCCAGGGCCAACAGCAGGUAUUCCACUUCUAG